AUUUAAAGCUUAGUUUAACUUUCUAAAGUUUGUUUGACAGAAACAACAAAUCAAAUCCAACAAAUUGUUCCAUUUGAAUCGGUGUUCAAUAGAAAGGUGUGGCUGCUAAUCACGGAAGAUUUUCUAGUGAAAUUAACUGAAAUAUCAAUACAUUGUGAGCUUUACGGAGAGUUUUUAGACUGAAAACAUGGCUCCUUUACUAGAAUCGUGCUGGUCACCAUGUAUCUGGUCAUCAACGGUGAAGAGUGGAAGUCGUGCGGUUGCUGUGUACACUAUUGCUAUGAGUAUAGUGUUGAUCACGUUCAUUGGGUAUCAAAUGGCCGGUGGGGACUCCACGCAGCUCUGGAACCCUUUGUUCGAAGCUGAUGUGAGAGGAUCUCUACAAGUAUUUGGAAGUAUAUUUAUAGUCAUAUUUAUACUUCUCAUCAUUUUCUCUGUUCUUAUGAUCAUUGGUAUCGACAUCUGGAUGCGAGGUUUCAUUCUGCCCUGGUUGGGGUUGAUGGCAUUCAUCAUCUUAUUCCAGCUGCUGUUUGGACUCUGGCUUAUUGGAGGAUAUUAUAUUUAUUUGGACGCGACAUUCGCUGCAUUUAUCGAUUUUAUCUGGAUGGCUUACAACAUAUACUGCUGGCUCUGCGUGUUCUCACAAUACCAAAUUAUAUUGGAGAUGCAAUCUCCAAACAUAGAGAUAUUAGUAGAAUACUAACACCAAUGUUGGCACAAACAUUUGUUAUAAAGAUAACAAUUAUUUUUAUAAAGCUAAAUGAAAUGAAAUCGUCGUAGAAUCCGGCACAAAUCAAAUCAUGGUACUGACCUAUUUUAUUAUUAUUUUACUUUGAAAAUCUAAUUGUAUGGAAAAAUCAUUCAUUCUUAUCUACACAUUUAUUGUAGACUAGCUACUUCCGCGCGGUUUCACACGCUCUGCGCAGCUCCCAUUGGUCGUAGCGUGAUGUAUUAUAGUCUA
This is a messenger RNA of Spodoptera litura, 961 nucleotides long. It is a transcript of the gene pasi1, whose product is annotated as septate junction component pasiflora 1. Gene Ontology annotation, biological process: regulation of tube length, open tracheal system; establishment of glial blood-brain barrier; septate junction assembly. Lineage: Eukaryota; Metazoa; Arthropoda; Insecta; Lepidoptera; Noctuidae. Gene Ontology annotation, cellular component: plasma membrane. The record is from RefSeq and is a predicted model, not a curated record.